AUGAAUCUCCCAAUGCCUCGGACUUUUGAGGAAGAGUGCGCUUUUAUCGAACGUGUUUCAGAAUGUAAGUUCAAGAUUAGGAAAGGUUUUGUGCCAAAUAUGAAUGUUGAGUGUAGGUUUUAUGUGAACAAAAGGCUUGAGGAGCAAAUGUUUGAUGAACUACGCAAUUCAAUAGGAAGAGGGGUUGGAGGAUUCUUGCCUGCUGUGCGACAACUGGGCAACGUCGCUGCUCUUCCUGGAAUAGUAGGAUACUCGAUUGGUCUUCCGGAUAUCCAUUCAGGAUAUGGAUUUUCGAUAGGAAAUAUUGCUGCUUUCGAUUGUUCCAAAAAAGAAUCCGUCAUCUCACCGGGAGGUGUAGGAUUCGACAUAAAUUGUGGAGUACGACUAAUCAGAACGAAUCUGUUCGAGAAAGAUGUAGCACCUGUCAAGGAGCAAUUAACACAAGCGCUUUUUGACUAUAUUCCGGUUGGAGUAGGUUCACGAGGCGCCAUUCCGAUGUCAGCCUCCGAUCUUGUCGACUGUCUAGAAAUGGGCAUGGAUUGGACUCUUCGGGAAGGUUACUCUUGGGCUGAAGACAAAGAACACUGCGAAGAGUAUGGUCGGAUGUUGCAAGCAGACUCUACGAAGGUUUCAACUAGAGCCAAGAAACGAGGACUACCACAGUUAGGUACUUUGGGCGCAGGAAACCAUUAUGCAGAGGUACAAGUUGUAGAUGAGAUCUUCGACAAACACGCAGCAGCGAAAAUGGGCAUUGGCGAGCUAGGGCAGGUUGUUGUAAUGUUGCAUUGUGGUAGUCGUGGAUUAGGUCAUCAAGUAGCUACUGAUGCCUUAGUGGAAAUGGAGAAGGCAAUGGCUCGCGACGGCAUAGUGGUGAACGACAGACAGUUGGCUUGUGCUAGAAUUUAUUCUAGUGAAGGACAAGAUUAUCUAAAGGGAAUGGCAGCAGCAGCGAAUUUUGCUUGGGUAAACCGAUCCUGUAUGACCUUCUGUGUACGGCAAGCGUUCGCUAACACAUUCAACAUGCAACCUGAUGAUUUAGACAUGCAGAUGAUCUACGAUACAUCCCACAACGUUGCAAAAAUGGAGGAACAUCUCGUGGAUGGUCGACCAACUCAACUCUGCGUUCACCGAAAAGGAGCAACGCGUGCCUUUCCACCACAUCAUCCUCUUAUUCCCGUUGACUAUCAACUAACAGGGCAACCAGUACUGAUUGGUGGAAGUAUGGGUACUUGCAGUUACGUGUUGACCGGUACAGAUCGGGGUAUGGUGGAGGCAUAUGGGACGACAUGUCAUGGAGCAGGACGAGCCUUGUCUCGAUCAAAAUCUCGCCAAAAGAUUCCUUGGAGUGAAGUCAUUGAAAAUUUAAAAAAGAAGGGUAUCUCAAUUCGUCUGGCUUCGCCAAAGCUCAUCAUGGAAGAGGCACCGGAAUCCUACAAGGAUGUAACUGAUGUCGUCAAUACAUGUGACACCGCGGGCAUCAGUAAAAAGUCCGUGAAAUUGCGACCAAUCGCAGUAAUUAAAGGUUGA
Molecule: messenger RNA, 1527 nt
Organism: Necator americanus (New World hookworm)
Lineage: Eukaryota; Metazoa; Nematoda; Chromadorea; Rhabditida; Ancylostomatidae
Exons: 14
Coding region: 1-1527 (508 amino acids)
Biological process (GO): tRNA splicing, via endonucleolytic cleavage and ligation
Cellular component (GO): tRNA-splicing ligase complex; nucleus
Molecular function (GO): RNA ligase (ATP) activity
Source: RefSeq, a predicted model, not a curated record